This is a messenger RNA of Pygocentrus nattereri (red-bellied piranha), 2690 nucleotides long. RefSeq names its product cAMP responsive element binding protein 3-like 1 (gene creb3l1). Bases 250 to 1812 code for a protein of 520 amino acids. The transcript is spliced from 12 exons. Gene Ontology annotation, biological process: regulation of transcription by RNA polymerase II. The record is from RefSeq and is a predicted model, not a curated record. Lineage: Eukaryota; Metazoa; Chordata; Actinopteri; Characiformes; Serrasalmidae. Gene Ontology annotation, molecular function: DNA-binding transcription factor activity, RNA polymerase II-specific; cAMP response element binding.
AGCAGAUUGAGGAGCUUGUGUAGCUUUAAUUCAGCCAGAGCUAUAGCUGCAGAGUGAGAGUCAGCAGGCAGCUGCAUUCACGCACUCGGAUGAAGGCGACAGCACAGAUCAGGCUAGCUUAGCUAGGUGGCUUAGGCUACGUUAAAAGCUGCAGUUUUAGAUCACAUUUCACUCAUAGCUUAACAGUGUCCGGCUUACUAUUUGUAGUAUUUCUCCACUUUUCGAGUCGAAUCUCGAUUCACCGCCAAUAUGGACACCAUAUUGGACAGUUUCGCCUCGGACAAACUUUUCCCCAAUUCCAACCUGUUGGACCUGGAGGACCUGAACGAGAGCGAUUUCCUUACCAACGUGCAUUUCUCAGAACAGAUGGAGGACUUCUCCAAUGAACUCUUCAGCAGCUUUUUUGACGAACACCUUCUGGCAGAAAGGACGCCGCUGAUGGACGUUGAGCUGGAGCCCCCCAACCCUGACAUCCAGCAGGAACACAGCUACUCCCUCAGCGGAGACUCCGCCCCUCAAAGCCCCUCCAUGCCCAUCAAAACAGACGAGGAUGCAGAGGGCAUGUGGGCAUUCAGUCAGGACUUGACAGCCAUCCUGGUGAAGCAAGAACCCAACCUGCUGUCUGAGCCCUCCCCUGCAACAGCACCCCCUCUGGCCACCUCCAGCUCUACCACUCAGCCCCUCACCCUCGCCCCACCACCACAGAGACGCCACACUCAUGACAAGGGAACCCUAGAACAGAAUAGUAACACAGUACCUACUAUCAAAGCAGAGCCCAGAGAUGCCAACCAGUUCCUGAACAUCCCCACAGAGGAACACCUGCAGCUCCCACCUACUCCUCCUAGCAGCCAUGGCAGUGACAGCGACGGAUCGCAAAGCCCUCAUUCACUACCUCCAUCCAGUCCUGCCCGCCUGCAAAGUCCCCAUUCGUUGCCCCCUUCUAGCCCUGCCCGCCUUCAGUCUCGCUCUUCUGCGGCCAUCUCCUCUUCCCCACUGUUGACUGCUCCACAUAAGUUGCAGGGGACGUCAGGCCCUCUGAUGCUGACUGAAGAAGAGAAGCGGACACUGAUGGCCGAGGGCUAUCCCGUCCCCAACAAAUUGCCCCUGACGAAGACAGAGGAAAAGGCGCUCAAACGAGUGCGCAGAAAAAUAAAAAACAAGAUCUCUGCACAAGAGAGCCGUCGCAAGAAGAAGGAGUAUGUGGAGUGUCUGGAGAAAAAGGUGGAGAACUACACGUCAGAGAACAAUGAACUGUGGAAAAAGGUGGAGACACUCGAAAGUGCCAACAGGUCUUUGCUGCAGCAGCUACAGAAGCUUCAAGCUCUAGUUAGUGGGAAAGUGCCUCGUUCUUGCAAGAUGGCCUCCACACAGACCGGUACCUGCCUUAUGGUGGUGGCGCUGUGUUUUGUGCUGGUUUUGGGCUCACUGGCUCCCUGCCUGCCCGAGCUCUCCCUCUACUCUUCUUCCUCAUCAUCCUCACCCUCACACACGGUGAAGUCUGCCCCGCUUCCCUCUGCUGACCUCUACACCACCAGCCAGGUCCGCUCCCGCAGCCUGCUCUUCUAUGAGGAGGGUUCCCCGCUGGAGGCCAGCCACAGGGGCAUGUUGAGUGUGGAGAGAGGGGAGGGGGCGCCACGCCGAUACACACAGGACCUGAGAGAUACCCACGAGCAGACUCAUGUUGCCCACCUCAGCAGGUACCUGAGCCCAAGUCAGCCAGAAAACAACAGCAGUGCAGCCCCCCUCCUCCACCAAGAGCAACACUACCACACACGAAAGCGUGAUCCUGAUGGAGGGGUGGAGUUUUUCUAACCCCUCUGAGCGGAGCUGCCUAUGUCAUGCAGGCCUCCGCUGACCUUUGACCCUGAGAUCACUCAUACCCAGUGGCGCCCCCUAUUGUUACCACUCCCCCACCCUACAAAACCCACACAUCAUCACCACUCUUGGACAUGCUGCAGAGGAUGGGCAGAAAGAAAUGGCAUAAGAGAGAAGAGGAGCAGGAGAGAAAGCAUCUACCAUCUGUUAGUGACUGUCAGUGAAUGAGUGAAUGUGUGAGCAGAUGAGGAAAUGAGCCAGUGUUGUUUCGGCUAUUUUGAUAUGUGGAGUCCGCAUUAUGCCGCACAUAGAUGGGUAUGGGAAUCUUUUUUCUUUUUUUAGUCAUUCUUUCUUCAUCUAAUACCUUACCACUGUCACACCGAACUGGUAUUCUUCCUCCAAAGAUUUCUUUUUCACUGUUACUUGUUUGUGUUUAUUUUUUAUUUUUUUGAAAAAUGUUUUCCAGUACUGGUGUAAUCACAGGUGCCUGAGCAUUUUUCUCUUUUUUAAGUUUUAGGUAAUACAUUUUAAUAGCAUUUUAUUCUUUUUAUAUGUUUCAUAAUACCAUGGGAACUGUUUAUCUGAUUAAAGCUGGACUGCACUUGUUUUGCACUAGGAAAACAAAUUGAUUUAAGUGCCUUCAAAUUCUUUUUCCACCCAUGUAGUUGUAUGUAAAAUGUGUUAUUUUCUUAACUUCUGAUUUCUCUCUUAUUUUCCUUUUGCUUACUCUUACUGAGAACUAAGAAAGGUAUUUUAUUUUAGUUUUUGUACUAUUUUAAAUUUGAAAAGGUAGAUGCAUUUGUACUGAAUUGAAAGUAUCCAUAAUAUAUUCUAGUAUUGUCAGCAUUCCAAAAAGAGCAUAUUUAUUUUAUGCA